Molecule: messenger RNA, 185 nt
Organism: Pterocles gutturalis (yellow-throated sandgrouse)
Lineage: Eukaryota; Metazoa; Chordata; Aves; Pterocliformes; Pteroclidae
Product: HIG1 domain family member 1A, mitochondrial-like
Exons: 2
Biological process (GO): mitochondrial respirasome assembly; negative regulation of apoptotic process
Cellular component (GO): mitochondrion
Source: RefSeq, a predicted model, not a curated record
GGAUGGCUGGCUUCGCCAUGGUGGUCGGCUAUGGGUUGUACAGACUGAAGCACAGAGGCGACAUGAAAAUGUCACUUCACCUGAUUCACAUGCGUGUGGCAGCCCAGGGCUUUGUCGUGGGAGCGAUAACGUGUGGUGUGCUGUAUUCAAUGUUUCAGGAGUACGUGAUGAAUCCCAAGGAGUAA